Messenger RNA from Rhincodon typus (whale shark), 3153 nucleotides. RefSeq names its product anoctamin-2-like. Gene Ontology annotation, biological process: chloride transmembrane transport. The transcript is spliced from 28 exons. Gene Ontology annotation, molecular function: chloride channel activity; protein dimerization activity. The record is from RefSeq and is a predicted model, not a curated record. Gene Ontology annotation, cellular component: plasma membrane. Lineage: Eukaryota; Metazoa; Chordata; Chondrichthyes; Orectolobiformes; Rhincodontidae. Bases 1 to 3153 code for a protein of 1050 amino acids.
AUGGCAGAUCACGGCCGGCCAGCACCAGUAAAGGACAAAAAGAGACUUCCAUCUUUUCAAGGUGGACUGGACCCUGAUCCAGGACACAGAGGUACACCUAUAAUCCUUUCACACCAUGCAUAUCAAGAGCCCAGAGAAGCAACAACAAGGGCUAGAACAAAAGAGUUUGAGAAAAAUCUUACAGUUCCACGAUGUUCACCACGGGCAAAUUUCAGCUUGGCCAGUGGUGCUUCAGCCAAUGUGACCUCAGCAUCACACAGUAAGGAGGAGCUAGAAAACCCACUGCUUAUUAACAACUACUUUGAAGGCAAUGAAGAGGGAGACACUAAGAAAGGCUUGUAUUUCAGUGAUGGGAAGAGGAAAAUAGACUAUGUUUUAGUUUAUCAAAACAGAAAGCUUGCUUCUCAGUCCACCCCUCAGAGUUCUGAAGCCAUUGUCCCAAAUGGCACUGCAACAAACAAAGCCUACAAACAAUUACGAGGUCCUCUGCAAGAAGUUGUGCUGGAUGUUGGCAACCCUCACGAAUCUGUGGAAGAGGAAAGGAGAGCCCGCAGAGAGGAGUUUGAGAAGAAUCUCAUGGAGAAUGGACUUGAGAUCGAGAAAGACAAGGAGGCGAAAACCCAAGGCAUUGGUUAUGUCAGGAUACAUGCUCCUUGGCAUGUUCUCAGUCGAGAGGCAGAAUUUCUAAAAAUAAAAGUUCAGACCAAAAAGGCUUUUGAAAUCCAACAGGAGGAUGGAAUCGCAGCAAAAAUGAACUCCAUCUGGCAAAAGUUCACAAAGCCUUUGCAACCCAGAAAUGAACAGUCGACCCAGAAAAGCAAGCACCUGUCAUAUCCCUUCACCAGAGACAAGAUGUAUUUGUACAAUGUGACAAAUAAGGAAACCUUUUUUGACAAUUCAACCCGGAGUCGAAUAGUUUAUGAAAUUUUGAAGCGGACAUCUUGUGCAACAGCCGGAUAUAACGUGGGUAUAACCACUUUAAUAGCAAAUGGAGUUUAUGAUUCAGCUUUCCCUCUUCAUGAUGGUGAUUAUGAAGACACUGAUCCAGAAGAGAAUGAACGCAAGGUGCUGUAUCAAGAAUGGGCACGAUAUGGAGUGUUUUAUAAAUACCAGCCAAUUGAUCUAAUAAGGAAGUAUUUUGGAGAGAAGAUUGGAUUGUACUUUGCAUGGUUGGGACUGUACACGCAACUCUUGAUGCCAGCGUCACUGGUUGGGAUCAUAGUGUUUUUGUAUGGUUAUGUUACAAUAGACAGUGAUAUACCAAGUCUAGAGAUGUGUGAUGAGAAGAAUAACUUCACCAUGUGCCCGCUCUGUGAUAAGUCCUGCGAUUACUGGUACCUCAGUACUGCUUGUGCAACAGCACGUGCCAGCCAUUUGUUUGACAAUCCUGCCACUGUCUUUUUCUCCAUCUUUAUGGCUCUCUGGGCAACCUUGUUUCUUGAAUCCUGGAAACGUCGACAGAUGAGUUUAUGCUACCGAUGGGAUUUAACUGGUCUGGAAGAGGAAGAAGAGCAUAUGCAGGAGCAUCCAAGACCAGAAUAUGAAUCCAAACUUUUGCAGAAGAAGCUUUUAAGAGAAGGAAAGGAUCGAAAUCAACAAAAGAAGGAGCAGGAAGGCUGUGCACUAGGCAAAAGCAAAUGGAAAGAUGAGGUCUUAUCAGCCAUGGGUGGGAUAAAUCUGGAAGAAAAUGAAAAGCUGACCUGGAGGGAUCGGGUUCCUGGCUAUCUGGGGAAUUUCGUGUCAAUUCUGUUCAUGAUUGGCCUAACAUUUUCUGCUGUCUUUGGAGUGAUCAUGUAUCGAAUCUCCAUAGCAGCAGCCAUGGCGAUGAGUACAAAUGAGAGCACAAAGUCACACAUCCAGGUCACAGUAACUGCAACAGCCGUCAUCAUUAACCUUCUGGUGAUCAUCAUCUUGGAUGAGAUCUACGGUGCUGUCGCCGAAUGGCUGACCAAAAUGGAAGUUCCUAAAACAGAAAAAAUCUUUGAAGAGAGAUUAAUUUUGAAAGCAUUCCUAUUAAAAUUUGUCAACUCUUAUGCCCCUAUUUUCUAUGUUGCCUUUUUUAAAGGACGGUUUGUUGGCCGACCUGGAAGAUACGUUUACAUCUUUCAUGACUAUCGGAUGGAGGAGUGUGCCCCUGGAGGUUGCCUGAUGGAGCUUUGUAUCCAGUUGAGCAUUAUCAUGCUCGGGAAACAGCUCAUUCAAAACAACCUCUUUGAAAUUGGAAUUCCGAGAAUAAAAAAGUUGUUCAGGAAAUUGAAGGACGAAAGGGCUGAUCCCAAAGAAUCGAAUAAUUCUGGUUCUACUCGACAGCCGCAACAGUGGGAUUUAGACUAUAAUUUGGAACCUUUUACUAGCCUGACUCCUGAAUACAUGGAGAUGAUUGUGCAGUUUGGCUUUGUGACACUCUUUGUCGCAUCCUUUCCCUUGGCUCCCUUGUUUGCUCUUCUCAACAACGUCAUCGAGAUACGGCUGGAUGCAAGAAAGUUUGUCGCUGAACUCAGAAGACCAGAUGCAGUACGGGCAAAAGACAUAGGAAUUUGGUAUAACAUUCUCAGUGGGAUGGGGAAGUUUUCUGUGAUCAUUAACGCAUUUGUAAUCGCUAUAACGUCUGACUUCAUUCCACGCCUUGUUUACCAAUACAUGUAUAGUGAUGAUGGAAGUAUGCAUGGGUUUGUGAAUCAUACCUUGUCUUACUUCAAUAUCAGUGAAUUUCUACAGGGUACUCAUCCACAAUCAUCACAUUUCAUCAAUAUUAAAGUCUGCAGGUACAAGGAUUACAGGGAACCGCCAUGGUCUGACCAUGCCUAUGAUUACUCCAAACAGUAUUGGGCUAUUCUAGCUGCACGCUUGACAUUUGUUAUAAUCUUCCAAAACCUGGUGAUGGUCUUAAGUGAGGUACUUGUUUGGCUGAUAUCUGACGUUCCCAAGGAUAUCAGCAUACGAAUGAAAAAGGAGAAAACACUGUUCGUAGAUGUGCUGCUGAAGGAAGAACAGGAGAAGGUUAAUCUGAUUGAGAGCUUUCCAGUGCAAGACAGGCAGAAGCAAAAUCUGAAGACUGAAGUACAGAAGAGCCGAGCAUCCAGCUUCACUCAGAGAGCCAGAAAUCAGCGAAGCAGCUUCACAUCAUUUAGCUCACAGCACACAGAUGUCUGA